Molecule: messenger RNA, 6472 nt
Organism: Lampris incognitus (smalleye Pacific opah)
Lineage: Eukaryota; Metazoa; Chordata; Actinopteri; Lampriformes; Lampridae
Gene: zswim8
Product: zinc finger, SWIM-type containing 8
Exons: 26
Coding region: 500-6406 (1968 amino acids)
Cellular component (GO): Cul2-RING ubiquitin ligase complex
Molecular function (GO): zinc ion binding
Source: RefSeq, a predicted model, not a curated record
AUUGUUAAGGCCGUGGCCACAUAGGUGAUACAGAGUACUGGAGAUUUAUUGCGAUUUAAACUGGCUUCUAAAGGGACCCCAAAAUCUAGGGAGGCAGAACGACAUGGAUUCAACGUUGAUGUGCACAUCAAAUAGCAAGGCGCUUUACCGUGAAGAAAAGUCGUCUGCACUCCUAGUUACUUUGCGGCACCUCGUUGUCUUUUCUUAUCCUGAGAAUUAACAGAAAGUAGGCGUCUUGGCGUGGGUUGUAAGGGUUUAGCUUUCUCCUAAACCCCCGUUUGUGUGGAAGAGCUCUCCCAGGCCCCAGCGGUGAUCUUUUCUUUCCAGCUGGAUUUGGGUUGUUUUUUCCCCUCCCCCCCUCCCCCAGUUUGGAGACUUUUAAUUUUCCCUGUCAGUUUGUGGACAGUCUUCGUCUCUCUCUUCUUCUUCUUUUUUUCCUUCUUCUUCUUUUUAUUAUCUUGAAGUUUGGAGACAAAUCGUUGUCUUGAGAGUGGAUGUAAUGGAACUGAUGUUUGCUGAGUGGGAAGACGGGGAGCGGUUCUCCUUCGAAGACUCUGACCGGUUCGAGGAAGACUCCCUGUGCUCCUUCAUCUCCGAGGCUGAGAGCCUCUGUCAGAAUUGGAGAGGAUGGAGGAAGCAGUCGGCUGGUCCCAAUUCACCCACAGUCAAGAUAAAAGAUGGCCAGGUGAUUCCCUUGGUGGAGCUGUCGGCCAAGCAGGUGGCAUUCCACAUCCCUUUUGAGGUGGUGGAGAAGGUUUACCCUCCAGUUCCCGAGCAGCUGCAGCUCCGCAUAGCUUACUGGAGCUUCCCAGAAAACGAGGAGGACAUCAGGUUGUACUCCUGUCUGGCCAAUGGCAGUCCAGAUGAGUUCCAGCGUGGGGAGCAACUCUACAGGAUCAGAGCUGUCAAAGAUCCCCUGCAGAUAGGGUUCCAUCUCAGUGCCACGGUGGUGUCAACCCAGGCGGGCCAGUCCAAAGGGGCCUACAAUGUGGCUGUCAUGUUUGACCGCUGCAGAAUCACCUCCUGCAGCUGCACCUGUGGAGCCGGAGCCAAGUGGUGCGCCCAUGUGGUGGCGCUCUGCCUCUUCAGGAUCCACAAUGCGUCGGCAGUUUGCCUGCGGGCUCCGGUUUCAGAGUCUUUGUCCAGGCUGCAGAGAGACCAGCUCCAGAAGUUUGCCCAGUACCUCAUCAGCGAAUUGCCUCAACAGAUCCUGCCCACAGCCCAGCGGCUACUGGACGAACUUCUGUCUUCACAGUCCACUGCCAUCAACACUGUGUGUGGCGCUCCAGACCCUACGGCCGGCCCCUCGGCUUCUGACCAGAGCACCUGGUACCUGGACGAAUCUACCCUCAGCGACAACAUCAAGAAGACCCUGCACAAAUUCUGCGGGCCUUCCCCUGUCGUCUUCAGUGAUGUGAACUCCAUGUACCUGUCAUCCACCGAGCCUCCUGCAGCAGCCGAGUGGGCCUGUCUCCUGCGUCCUCUGAGGGGCCGAGAGCCGGAAGGCAUCUGGAACCUUCUGUCCAUCGUCAGGGAGAUGUUCAAGAGACGAGACAGCAAUGCCGCCCCUCUGCUGGAAAUCCUGACGGAGCAGUGUCUCACCUACGAGCAGAUCAUUGGCUGGUGGUACAGUGUGCGUACAUCAGCCUCCCACAGCAGCGCAAGUGGGCACACUGGGCGCAGCAACGGGCAGUCGGAGGUGGCGGCGCAUGCCUGUGCUAGCAUGUGUGACGAGAUGGUGGUGUUGUGGAGGCUGGCGGUGCUCGACCCCACGAUGAGCCCUCAGAGGCGUUUGGAGCUGGCAGCUCAGUUGAAGCAGUGGCACCUGAAGGUCAUUGAGAUAGUCAAACGGGGCCAACACCGCAAGUCCCUGGACAAACUCUUCCAGGGAUUCAAACCUGCUGUGGAAUCCUGCUACUUUAACUGGGAAGUGUCCUACCCACUGCCCGGCAUCACCUAUUGCAGCGCUGACAAAAAGAUGGCCUCUUUCUGUUGGGCCAGGGCCACACAGCAGCAGAGAGGAGCCAAGGCUGCUGCUGGAGGAGGUGGAGAACCUCCUGAGCUAGGGGGAGGAGGCCUGGAUUCCAAAGGAAGAGGAAGUGGCCACUCUCCCCAGCAGGAGGUGGCGGUACGCCCCAAGGAGACCAUUGUGAGUAAGAGGAAGGGGCUGUCCGCUGGCGGGGGAGGCGGGGUGAUGGUGCGUGUGGGCGGGAAUGUUUCUCUUUCCAUGGAGGACGGGGGAGGAGGAAAGUGUUUGCACAAGGGACUCGGCUCCUCUUCUGGAGGCAAGGCCAAAUUGACUCAAGGGUGUGGCAAGGGGCUGUCCUUAGGGAGUUCUGCGGGAGGUGGUGGAGCUGUGGGAGGGUUGGGAGGUGUUAAACAUGGCUGUGCCAAGCGGCGGACCAGCAGUGAGGACAGCUCCCUGGAGCCUGACAUGGCCGAGCUCAACUUGGAUGAUGGCUCCUGUCUGGCGCUGGGUGCAGAGGCCAGCAACACCUUUGACUUCAUGCCCCCUCCACCCGAGAUGCUACCCUCUCCCAGCUCUCUGCUCCGAGACUCACACAAGUACACCAGUGGUGGCGGGAGCGGCAGCGGGGUCGGCACCUCCAAGAUGUUUGAGGCAAAGCGGGUCAGCCAUGCCUUAGCUGCCCUCCCUGCCGUUGAUCCUCUGCCCCCCUGCUUCCCUUCCAAAGAGACUGUGGUAGUUUUUAUGGACGUUCCCCCUGCCGGAGAGAAGGAGGUGGAGCUGGAGGCAGACAUUGAGGAGAAUGGAGACAAGGAGACUGACCCUGAAGGUGAUGCCAGUGGCUCUGCCCAGUUAAAUACUUCUUCAACCUCUGGCAAGCCGGCGAGGAGCCGCAGGGAGGCUGCUUCAGGGGGACCGGAAACAGGAGGGGGGCCAGGAGGCACAGGCAGUCCAGGGAACCAAGGCCCAGAAGCAGCAGGAGGAGAAGCUGUAGGGGAGGAUGACUACCAGGCCUACUACCUGAGUGCUGCCUCAGAGGAGGGUGCAGACAGAGGAGCUGCAGACAACCAUCAUGAGGAGGAACCAGAUAUAUUUGCGGGGAUCAAACCCCUGGAGCAGGAGGGACGCAUGGAGGUCUUGUUUGCGUGUGCGGAGGCCCUUCAUGCCCAUGGCUACAGUAAUGAGGCAUGCAGACUAGCGGUGGAGCUGGCGGGCGACCUGCUGGCCAACCCCCCUGACCUCAAAGUGGAGCAACCGCAGACCAAGGGAAAGAAAAGCAAGGUGUCGACCAGUCGUCAGACCCAGGUGGCCACCAACACGCUGUCGAAAGCAGCCUUCUUGCUGACGGUCCUCAGUGAGAGACUGGAGCUCCAUAACCUGGCCUUCAGCACAGGCAUGUUCUCCCUGGAGCUCCAGAGACCUCCUGCAUCCACCAAGGCUCUGGAGGUGAAGUUGGCCUACCAGGAAUCGGAGGUGGUGGCGCUACUCAAAAAGAUUCCUUUGGGUAUUGUGGAGAUGACAGCCAUCAGAGAUCGGGCUGAGCAGCUCCGAGAUGGGAACUUUUGUGACUACCGACCCGUCCUGCCCCUCAUGUUGGCCAGCUUCAUCUUCGAUGUGUUGUGUACCCCAGUGGUGUCCCCGACCGGUUCCCGUCCACCGAGCCGGAACCGGAACAACGAGAUGCCCGGAGACGAGGAACUUGGCUUUGAGGCUGCCGUCGCAGCACUCGGGAUGAAGACAACGGUGAGUGAGGCAGAGCAUCCUCUGCUGUGCGAGGGGACCAGGAGGGAGAAGGGAGACCUCGCUUUGGCUCUCAUGAUCACAUACAAAGAUGAUCAGAGCAAACUCAAGAAGAUCCUGGAUAAAUUGUUAGAUAGGGAAAGCCAGACCCACAAACCCCAGACCCUCAGUUCCUUCUACUCCAGUAAGCCGGCCUCCAGCAGCCAGCGGAGCCCAUCAAAGCACGCUGCAACCAGCAGCCAUAGCGGGGUAGGGGGCGCCACUGGAGGAGUCUCCAAACAUGGACCUUCCUCUUCCUCGUCGUCAUGCGCAACCACUACGGCCUCCUCCUCUAACUCUUCCUCUGCGGUGCCAGUGGCCAGCGGAGGGGCAGCAGGUCAUCAGGCGGGGCUGGCAGGAAGCGCUGCGCAGAACAGCACCACAGAAGGAGAGGCAGUGGGCGAGGCCAGGGAGCAGGAUGGCAGACAGUCAUCAGCAUACGAUCAGCAGAAUGAAGUGGCUCCCUUUAAGUCCGAGGGCACGGUGCCCAGUCGGCUGGCACUAGGGGGGCGCGGCGCCUACAGCGGGCGCUGCUGGGGCUCACCUGUCCGCCAGAAAAAAAAACAUACAGGCAUGGCAAGCAUCGACAGCAGUGCUCCAGAGACCACAUCCGACAGUUCUCCAACACUCAGCAGAAGGCCGCUCAGAGGCGGCUGGGCAGCUGCUUCCUGGGGCAGAGGGCAGGACAGCGACAGCAUCAGCAGCUCCUCCUCUGAUUCGCUUGGCUCCUCCUCAUCCAGUGGCUCUCGUCGGGCUGGAGGAGGCGCCAGGGCCAAGAGCACAGACACCAGCAGGUAUAAAGGACGUCGGCCCGAGUGUCACGCGCCACAUGUACCCAACCAGCCGUCUGAGGCGGCAGCCCACUUCUACUUUGAGCUGGCCAAGACGGUGCUGAUCAAGGCGGGAGGGAAUUCAUCCACCUCCAUCUUCACCCAGCCUUCGGCCAGUGGGGGGCACCAGGGCCCCCACCGCAACCUGCACCUCUGUGCCUUUGAGAUUGGCCUGUAUGCCCUGGGUCUGCACAACUUUGUCUCCCCGAACUGGCUGUCAAGGACCUACUCCUCCCAUGUGUCCUGGAUCACUGGCCAGGCCAUGGAAAUAGGAAGUGCCGCCCUCAACAUCCUGGUUGAGUGUUGGGAUGGUCACCUCACUCCACCAGAGGUGGCAUCUCUGGCGGACCGGGCGUCACGGGCACGUGAUCCCAACAUGGUCCGGGCUGCGGCAGAGCUGGCCCUGAGCUGUCUGCCCCACGCACAUGCUCUUAAUCCCAACGAGAUCCAGAGGGCCCUGGUGCAGUGCAAAGAACAGGACAACGUGAUGCUUGAGAAGGCCUGCAUGGCAGUAGAGGAAGCAGCCAAAGGCGGAGGUGUGUAUCCUGAGGUCCUGUUUGAGGUGGCUCACCAGUGGUACUGGCUGUAUGAGCAGUCUCUUGGUGGGGGUUCUGGACAACAGCGGGAGGGCUCGGGGCGGUGCGGGGCCAAUGGUGGUGCAAGCAGAAGACCGCCGGAGACGGGCUGCAGCGCCUUGGACAGCGGGGCCAACAUAGACUCCUCAGGCGUUGCCGCUGUUACCGCCUCGGUCACGGCUGCGGCUGUGGUGCCCGUUAUCUCUGUGGGCUCCACCAUCUAUCAGUCCCAUCCAAUGCCUGGGCAGGCAAUAGCCCAUCCUCACAGCCAGGGCCUGCAUCCCUACACCACCAUCCAGGCCCACCUCCCCACCGUCUGCACCCCCCAGUACCUGGGACACCCUCUCCAACACGUCCCACGACCCACCGUCUUCCCUGUGUCAGGAACUGCUUACCCACAGGGAAUGCACCCUGCCUUCAUUGGUGCCCAGUACCCAUUCUCAGUGGCUACUGGCCCCCAUCCACCCAUGGCAGCCACUGCUGUUACCUUCCCUGGUGUUCCGGUACCGUCCAUGACCCAGAUAGCCGUCCACCCCUACCACACCGAGGCUGGCCUACCCCUCAGCACCACAGUAACAGUAGGCAGCGUCCACUCAGGCUCCACCAUCCAGGCAAUCCAGGGAGCCUCUCUGCCCGCCCUCUCUCCUCAGCCCGCCUCAUUGGUUAGCACCCCCUUUCCAGCAGAGGACGAACAGCACAGCCAGCCAAUCAGUCAACAGGGCCUGCACUAUCUGCAUUCUGCCUACAGAGUUGGCAUGCUGGCUCUAGAGAUGUUGGGAAGGAGAGCUCACAACGACCACCCCAACAACUUUUCCCGUAGCCCUCCCUACACUGAGGACGUCAAGUGGCUACUGGGGCUCGCUGCAAGACUGGGAGUGAACUAUGUCUACCAGUUCUGUGUUGGAGCAGCUAAAGGUGUCCUCAGCCCAUUUGUCCUGCAGGAGAUUAUCAUGGAUGCCCUGCAGAGGCUUAACCCCGCCCACAUCCACGCCCACCUCCGCACACCCGCCUUCCACCAGCUGGUGCAGCGCUGCCAGCAGUCCUACCUGCAGUACAUUCACCACCGGCUGAUCCACCUGACGCCUGCAGACUAUGAUGACUUUGUCAACAUCAUCCGCAGUGCUCGCGGAGCGUUCUGUCUGACUCCGGUGGGCAUGAUGCAGUUCAACGACGUGCUGCAGAACCUCAAGAGAGGCAAACAGACCAAGGAGCUGUGGCAGCGCAUCUCUCUGGAGAUGGCCACCUUCUCUCCCUGACCCAACCCCACAUCCACCUGAGGCUGGGAGUGUGUGUGUGUGUGUGUGUGUGUGUGUGUGUGUGUG